Molecule: messenger RNA, 1377 nt
Organism: Candidozyma auris
Lineage: Eukaryota; Fungi; Ascomycota; Pichiomycetes; Serinales; Metschnikowiaceae
Gene: STE24
Product: zinc metalloprotease
Exons: 2
Coding region: 1-1377 (458 amino acids)
Biological process (GO): CAAX-box protein processing
Cellular component (GO): endoplasmic reticulum membrane
Molecular function (GO): metalloendopeptidase activity
Source: RefSeq, a predicted model, not a curated record
AUGCUUCAGUCAUUUGCGACAUAUCUAGACAACCCAUCCAUCAACUGGAAGGCGAUUGUCACGUCUCUUUUAAUUGGCAAAUACGCCUUUGAAACGUACAUCAACUACAGACAAUAUCAAGUCUACCAUAGAACGAAACCGCCAGCUUCGAUCGAAAAAGAAUUUACCCCAGAGGUGUUUCACAAGAGUCAAGCUUACUCUCGAGCAAAGUCAAGAUUCGGCUUUGUUUCAGAUGCAAUUGAUUUGUUGAAGGAUUUAGCUGUUCUCAAAUUCGACUUGUUGCCUCGCCUUUGGUCCGUGGCUGGUUGCGUUUCUAGUCGCUUAGGCGGUGUGCAAUUCAUUGGUAGGUUUUUUGGUGCUAGUGUGAUGCUGCAGAGCAUUGUAUUUUUCGCCAUCAACUCCGUCAUCUCCACAUUGGAGGAAUUGCCCUUGUCCUACUAUAAGACCUUUGUUCUUGAGCAGGAAUGGGGGUUCAAUAAGACCACGCUUACAACAUUUGUGAAGGAUACAGUGAAAUCGCUUGUCAUCGGAAUUACCCUCUCUUCGCCUUUUAUCUACUUGUUUUUGAGAAUUGUUGAUGCCUACGGCCCCGGGUUUGUUAAAUACGCCAUGGGCUUGACCUUGGCGGCGCAAUUGAUCCUCAUGACCCUUUUCCCUAUCUUGAUUCUCCCAUUAUUCUAUAAAAUGACUCCAUUGGAGGAUGGCGAAUUGAAAACAGAGAUUGAAGCAUUGGCAAAGAGAAACGAGUUUCCUCUCACUCACUUGUAUGUCAUUGAUGGUUCCACAAGAAGUGCCCACUCAAACGCCAUGUUUGUCGGCUUGCCCUGGAGCAAGAAGAUUUUGCUUUACGACACCUUGAUUGAACAAAGCACCGUGCCCCAGGUGGUAGCCGUGUUGGCCCACGAGAUCGGCCACUGGAGAUUGAACCAUUUGCCACAAAUGAUGGCCUUCUCCCAACUCUCGGUUGCCAUCACGUUUGUCUUGUUUUCUGCGUUCCUCACCAACAAAUCGCUCUUCCAGUCCUUCGCUUUCCCUGCCAACGGGCCCCCAUUGGUUGCAUUUAUGCUUUUCAGCUACGUGAGCUCCCCUAUCAACUGUCUUGUGCAAUUCUUCAGCAACCUCUUGUCUAGAAAGAACGAAUACCAGGCAGAUGCAUACGCCGAGAAGCAAGGCUACAAGGAUGAGUUGGCUACCUCCUUGAUUACCAUGUGCACAGAAAACUUGAGCUCCAUGAACACCGAUUGGUUGUACUCUUCCUACAACCACUCCCACCCAAUUUUGGCCGACAGGUUGAGCGCUCUCGGCUACAAGUCGGAGUCCAAGGUGGGCAAUCUCCACUUGGACAUAGAAAAGAAGGACGAAGAGAAGACAGAAUAA